AUGUUGAGUUCUACCAGUCAAGAGGAAAACAGACAAGUUCAGUGCUCCCCUAUUCAAGAUUUGUGUGCACAGGAAUAUUUCGAAAAGGAUGAAAAGCUGAAACAACUCUAUUAUAAGUUGGAAAGAUUCAAAGAAACAUCAAACUAUUUGAAAGUGGAAAACGAGGGAUUGAAACGAAAACAAGUGGACAUCCGCCAGAAAGUUGUCGUUUGUAAUGAGAAAGCCAACUCAUUAAGAGACGAAUUGAAAAGUGCAAAACUAAAAAUUCAAGACCUGGAGAAGGAGUCAGAAGAUCAGUUUAACUUGUCUUUAGACAUCGAAACACUGAAGAGAAGGUCAGAAAAAGCGGAGAAUAAAGUCAUCAGAGAGCUUCAAGAAAAGUGUGAAAGACUGAAGGAACAACUCAAGUAUCGGAACGUUUCAUACAAAAUCCUCCAAGAUCAAAUGAAUAAAAUGGAAGUCAGGAGCAGAGAAACAUCAAAAACAGAUGAAGAGAAAAUACUCAACAUUGUCCCAAUUCUCUUCGAAGACUUCUACUUUACAAUGAUCCGAAACUUUGCUGAUAUUGUAAAACAAAAUGAAAGCAACAAUCAGGCGGAUAAAGAAAACGCCUUGCCAAUGGUCGGAGCAAAAGGAGAAGAAGAACAGUUGACAGUCAGUUCUCUUGAACCAAUAUCAAUGUCUUCCGAGGAAUCUUAUGUCAUAGAUAUCAGCAAUGAACAAAAACUGGAAAGUGUUCGCGCGGAGGUUUUUUGCGUUCAAAAACUUCGGGAUCAAAUAAAAGAGUUGACUGCGAAGGAGAAAAAAAUUACGAAGAUGUUCGUCGAAUACAAAGACAAAUCAAAUGCACUGAAAUAUCAAUUGAAGAUUUCCGAGCAAGGCAAGAAAGAGUUGGAAGAGUACGUUGUUAACUUCAACAAUUAUCUGGAUGAUGUUUAUAAGAAGCUCGCUGAUUGGGAACAAAAGUUGGAGAAGGCAGAGAAACAAAGAGAGUAUUCCUGGGUUGCCUAUCGUGUCUUGCAGGGACAGAUGGACUACGAAGAAAACGUCUCGAAAAAACAAAAAGAGUACAUCAAACAACUGGAAAUCUUGGUUAAAGUUAAACUGGAAGAAUGGAAGGACGUGGUCGAUGAAGGUGAGCAGCAGGAUUCAGGAAUGGAAGAGGAUGACGAAAAAAAUUCUCCCAUCAAAAUGGAGUUAAACGAUAAUAUAUUCAAUUAUGCCAAACAGAACUUCGAAGAUUUUGACAAUUUUAAAUCGACUGCUAAUUUGGAACUGGAGAAAAAGAAUUUUGAGUUAGAAGCGGCUAGGAAGAGGAUCAAGGAGCUUGAGAGCCAGAGAAUUAUCCCAGCUCACUAUUAUUUCAUUUUAUUUUUGAUCGGUCUGUAUGUUCUGAGUACUCUGUUCUAA
Molecule: messenger RNA, 1410 nt
Organism: Caenorhabditis remanei
Lineage: Eukaryota; Metazoa; Nematoda; Chromadorea; Rhabditida; Rhabditidae
Exons: 6
Coding region: 1-1410 (469 amino acids)
Source: RefSeq, a predicted model, not a curated record